Molecule: messenger RNA, 1378 nt
Organism: Phyllostomus hastatus (greater spear-nosed bat)
Lineage: Eukaryota; Metazoa; Chordata; Mammalia; Chiroptera; Phyllostomidae
Gene: RPL13A
Product: ribosomal protein L13a
Exons: 9
Coding region: 459-887 (142 amino acids)
Biological process (GO): translation; negative regulation of translation
Cellular component (GO): ribosome; cytosolic large ribosomal subunit
Molecular function (GO): mRNA binding; structural constituent of ribosome
Source: RefSeq, a predicted model, not a curated record
AAGAUGGCGGAGGGGCAGGAGAGGAAGUUGGAAGCAUGGAGAACUGCAGAGCUUUGCCCCAAGUCCCAUUGUCAGGAAGUCUGGCUUUAGACGCUGUACCUUUCUGCCUCCCAACAGUCACAGCAUAUAUAACCAGCACUCGAUAAGAGUGGGGACUUGACUCUUGAUGAAGAAGCUAUAAUCUGGGCAUAAAAAUUCUGCCCUUCACGCAGCCGAGAUGUGAGAGGAGCCCUUACCCCGUUCAUUGAAAUCAGGAGUCAACCAUUUGCUUUUUUGGCCUCGUCUGUAAAGUCCUGGUGCUCGAUGGCCGAGGUCAUCUCCUGGGCCGCCUAGCGGCCAUCGUGGCCAAGCAGGUGCUGCUGGGCCGGAAGGUGGUGGUGGUGCGCUGUGAGGGCAUCAACAUUUCUGGCAACUUCUACAGAAACAAGUUGAAGUACCUGGCCUUCCUCCGUAAGCGGAUGAACACCAACCCAUCGCGUGGCCCUUACCACUUUCGAGCCCCCAGCCGCAUCUUUUGGCGUACCGUGCGAGGCAUGCUGCCCCACAAGACCAAGCGAGGCCAGGCUGCCUUGGACCGCCUCAAGGUGUUCGAUGGGAUCCCGCCACCCUAUGACAAGAAAAAGCGAAUGGUGGUCCCUGCGGCCCUCAAGGUGGUGCGCCUGAAGCCCACACGGAAGUUUGCCUACCUGGGGCGCCUGGCCCAUGAGGUCGGCUGGAAGUACCAGGCAGUGACAGCCACUCUGGAGGAGAAGAGGAAGGAGAAGGCCAAGAUCCAUUACCGGAAGAAGAAGCAGCUCAUGAGGCUACGGAAACAGGCCGAAAAGAACUUGGAGAAGAAAAUUGACACAUACACAGAGGUCCUCAAGACCCACGGACUCCUAGUCUGAGCCCAAUAAAAUUGACUGUUGAUUCCUCAUGCUUGGCCUGGCCUGCCCUUCCUCCAUCGCCGCCCUAGGAUGUGGGGGACCCCCAGGGGCUGUUCUGGGGCCUGGGGCACCCUGGGCCUUAGAAGGCUGGGAGCACAGAAGGGGCCAUAGUCACUGCUGUUUAAGAAACGCCUUUAAAAAGCAGAUGUGCCUCUAAAAGCUGUGCAGCAUAGUUUGCCUGUGACCUACUCAUUCACAGGAGUUCUGGGAAACCAACCCUUGGAACAGCUAGUUCCCUCUCAGUAGUUAAAGAUGAGCUGGAAAACUCCAGAACUCCCCACAUGGUCAGACCCCAGGCCCUGCAGCCGGUAGGGUGUGAGCGCGCACGGGAACUGGACGAACUCGGUGUUGGCCGAGGGCACUUAGAGAUGCGCAGCCUCAGAGUCACAGGCGUCGCCCUUGCACGCUCCUGUACCUUGUGAUCACACGUGAAUAAAUUAUUUUUAAAGAAA